UAAAAAUUAAAAUGUCAAGAUAAGCUCCAUCCUCAGCAUAAAAGAAUGACAUAAAAGCUCCUCCUCCACCACCUCCUUAAAAAGGACCAAAACCAUUUAAUGCUGAAGAUUAUGCAAGACCUCCACAUCUUACAAAGGAAGAAGUAUUAGAAGUUAAAUAAGCCUUUGACAUUUUUGAUAAUGAUGGAUCUGGAUCUAUCGAUCCAUAAGAAUUAAGAGAAGCUUUUGAAGCUUCAGGAAUUAAAACUUACCAUAAUAAAUUUAUUUAUUAAGUCUUGGGUGAAUUAGAUACUGACAAUAGUGGAGGAAUUGACUUUUCAGAAUUUUUACAUCUAGCAACUGCCAAAGUUAGUGAUAAAGAUACUAGAGAGUAAAUCUAAAAAGUCUUCAAUCUUUAUGAUUGGAAUAAGGAAGGUAAAUUAUUACAUUAUUUAAAGGUCGAAUCACAUGGGAUGAAUUAAAAAGAGUAGCAUAAGAUUUAGGAGAAGAAAUGACUGAUGAAGAAAUCUAACAUAUGUUUAAAAAAGCUGAUUUAGAUGAUGAUGGCUUUGUAACCUUUGAUGAUUUCUAUAAUCUAAUGACUCAAAAGGAAUACGGAAAGUAAUGAUAAAUAUAAAUAUAUACAUUCAAAUUAGAAUCAAAUAUUUCCUUAGCG
Messenger RNA from Paramecium sonneborni, 655 nucleotides. The record is from the annotation of a GenBank genome assembly. NCBI's taxonomy places the organism in Eukaryota, Ciliophora, Oligohymenophorea, Peniculida, Parameciidae.